This is a messenger RNA of Oxyura jamaicensis (ruddy duck), 2700 nucleotides long. RefSeq names its product cytosolic 5'-nucleotidase 1A-like. The coding region runs from base 243 to 1391 and encodes 382 amino acids. Lineage: Eukaryota; Metazoa; Chordata; Aves; Anseriformes; Anatidae. The transcript is spliced from 7 exons. Gene Ontology annotation, cellular component: cytosol; cytoplasm. Gene Ontology annotation, molecular function: nucleotide binding; magnesium ion binding; 5'-nucleotidase activity. The record is from RefSeq and is a predicted model, not a curated record. Gene Ontology annotation, biological process: adenosine metabolic process; nucleotide metabolic process.
GGACCCAAAAUUGGUGCAGUAAAAUUACAAAUGUGAAGAGGCUGCCCUGUGCACACUCAUGAAGUGGUACUCCUGCAUUUUUGGUCAGAAGCACGACAGCUAUGCAAGCGAGGGCUAGGAAAUGAGAGGUCCAGAGGCACAUUUCAAAUAACCCACCUACAAAAAUAAACUAAAUUACAGUGCUUGCAAGCAAAAGUUGAGAAAAAAGCUCCCCGGGAGGCCGUCCGAGGCCAAUUCGGGAAAUGCCGCCCAGGCUGGGCACGAAGCCAGCCCGCGGGGCUGCCUACAAAUCCCAGCACGCCGGCAGCGGGGCUGAGCUCCAGCACAGCUCCUGCCUGCUUCCUGCCAGCUCCAGGGAGAUAUCAACGGCAGCAUCCUGGGCGAAGCUGGGCAGAGGUUUGGACACCACGCCGGGAAGGGAGGCAGUGCUGGAGAACUGGAAGAUGGCAGAGCCUGAAAGCACGGUUAUAAACCCCAGUGUGAAACAGAAAGACCCCAGCAAGGCACUGGUCAUUGCAGUGACCACCAGAGCCAUCUUCAACCUGGAGGAGGAGCACCAGCUCUACCUGGAGAAGGGCAAGGAGGAGUAUGUGAGGCAUCAGCAGGCCAACCAGGACAGGCCCCUGCCACCAGGCACAGCCUUCGCCUUCAUCCAGGCAGUGCAGUACGUCAACAAGAAGAUCCUGGAGAGCAACGCAGCAGAGGAGGACCUCUUUGACAUCCUGCUGCUCUCCAACAAUAGCCCAGAGAGCGGUGUGCGCAUCAUUAACAGUGCCAAGCACUAUGGCCUGGAGAUUUCCAAGUUCUGCUUCGUCAGUGAUGAGGACUCCACGCAGUACCUGAAGUCCCAUGGGGUCAAGCUCUUCCUCUCUGCUGACAGGACAGACGUCUGCAAUGCCCUCCGGAGAGGGAUCUCGGCAGCACUCGUCUUCCAGCAGGAGGUGCAGGCCCCCAGUACCCCACUGCGCGUGGCCUUCGAUGGGGACGCCGUGCUCUUCUCUGACGAGACCGACCAGGUCUUCCGGGAGCAGGGCCUGGAGGGAGCGGUGCAGUACGAGCGGGCGAUGGAGGCCGUGCCCAUGGGAGAGGGUCCCAUGAAAGCCUUUGCCAUGCGCCUGGGGAAGAUACACAAGAAGUUCAACCGUGAGGAGUGCCCCAUCCGCACCUACCUGGUGACCGCCCGCAGCGGCCGGGACAUGGGCAUCCGAGCCAUCAAGACACUCCGGGAAUGGGGUCUGGCCAUUGACGAGGCCUUCUUCAUGGAUGGGGCUCCCAAAGGCCCCAUCCUUGCCCAGAUCCAGCCCCAUAUUUUCUUUGAUGAUGGUCUUCAUAACAUCCAGGGGGCUCAAGAUGUGGGGGUACCCUCUGCCUGGGUUCCCUCAUGCUGCUGAUGGACCAAGGACCAGCAGCUCUCAGGACUGGUCCAGCUGAAGGUCAGCUUGGUGGAAUAGGAAAGAUUUAUUGACCUGCAGCAAGCAAACCUCAGGGAAAGGGGUGAGAGCAUUGCCUGAGAGCACUGACCACCAAGCAGGACUGAAUGCUCCUGAGACAAGGUCCUUUAGGCCAAAGAUGCAGCUGCUCCAGGAAGGACAGAACCUCUGCUGUGAUUUCAGGGACUGCCACCUACCUGUCUUGUAGGGCUUGGGGGCUUCCUUCUUCUACAAGGAUAAACUAAGCUACUGUCCCACACAUGUGGGGAAGGAAGCAUGAAAGUAAGCACUAAAAAUACAAAGUUCAGUGGUACUUAGCCUCCAAGAUUUAAUCUCAGGUGCUCUGCUCAAACAAGUCCCCAAGACCCUGCCUUGGUGGACAUGCUCAGCUUAGUUUCCUAAGAAGAAUGAUGUGUCACCAAGCCUCUCAUGCAGCUCUGACCAACAAAUUCAGCACACGGAUAGACCCCAAAUCUGUAAAGCACCUGUAAGCUUUUAGAAACUGAUGAGUAGGAUGACGAAAGAAAGCCCAGACUGUAGCCUCAUAUAAAUUAGGGCACAAAUACUUCUUUUUAGGCAUCACUCACAGAGAGUGCCUUUAGGAGGCCCAGACCUGUAGGACACAGCUCCUGGAGCAGCAGGAGAUGAACCAGAGACAAUGACAAGGCUGCAAGAUGGGUCCAUCCAGGAGACCAAUGUCAUCCAGGAGACCGAUGUAGCUCUGGGGUUCCUCCAGGUGAGGGCACUAGAGGCGGCCACCUGCAGCACAAACCAUGCAGGGGGACGGGGCUCGGGGUGCAGACCAUCACCCAAACCUCCAAAAAGCCCUGGGUGCCAAAGUCCAGGACCAUGGCACCUACCUGGUGCAAAGCCACCCCUAUGCAGGGAUGCCUGUCCUCUGGCCCUUUUGAUUCUGCGCCUGAUUUUACCAGGCAGAAAGCCCCAACACUUCACGUGGAGGUUUUUCUCCCCAGGUCUGGAUGUCAGUGAUUGCCACUAGAGGCCACUGUGCUGCCCUGCUGCCACUCAUGGUGGGGGGGGGAACAGGACCAUUCCCCCAAAACUAACACCUAAAAGCAGCCAUGAAAACCACUCUGGCCUCCAGCCCAUCUUGAAACUACAAGUUCUCCUUGCUGCAUUAAUUUUCCAUUUAUUUUAAUUUUUUAAAAAAUGCAAAUUUUAUGGCAGAACAGAGAGAGAUAAUCAGAUUUUUUUUAAGGUUUCAUCAUUCUCACCAAUGCUUUUUCCCCCAAUAAAUAAUUAAACUACA